Theobroma umbraticum is the source of this 1515-nucleotide messenger RNA. It is a transcript of the gene COBL6, whose product is annotated as COBRA-like protein 6 precursor. NCBI's taxonomy places the organism in Eukaryota, Viridiplantae, Streptophyta, Magnoliopsida, Malvales, Malvaceae. Gene Ontology annotation, cellular component: plasma membrane. Gene Ontology annotation, biological process: plant-type cell wall cellulose biosynthetic process; cellulose microfibril organization. The record is from RefSeq and is a predicted model, not a curated record.
UGAAUAUGCAUUAAACCUGCAGCAUUAGAGCCGGUAUUCUUCGGGGGCUUUUGCAAAGGACUUAGAAGAAGAAAAGCAAUGGUUCAACGUAAGUUAAAUAGGGCGUCGUCUUCUGCAUGCUUUCAUCGUGACAAUGAGGGUGAAAUAAGGAAAGAGUCAUCAGUCUCUUUUGGAGUUUUGGAAAUGAACCCUUUUUGUGUUGUUGUUCAAAGAUCAGUCUAUAUGGUCUUCACCUUCUUCUUCUUCUUUCUUUUGAGCUCAGUUUCACCUUCAUAUGGAUAUGAUCCUUUGGAUCCUCAUGGCAACAUAACUAUCAAAUGGGAUCUUCUGCAAUCCAAUCUUGAUAAAAAUGAUCUGAAGGUAUCCAUACUUAACCACCAACUAUAUCGCCAAAUAGAGCGGCCUGGCUGGAAGCUGGGUUGGGCGUGGGUAGGUGAUGAGGUGAUUUGGAGCAUGCAGGGAGCUGAGGCUACAGAGCAAGGAAACUGCUCUAGGUUCAAGGGACAAGAACUUCCUCAUUGUUGUGAAAAGAAGCCAGUGAUUGUUGACCUUUUACCCGGAGCCUUGUACAAUCUGCAGACCGCUAAUUGUUGCAAAGGAGGCGUUCUAACAUCCAUGGUACAAGACCCUGAUAAGAUUACUGCGGUUUUUCAGAUGGUUGCUGGAUCUGUCAACGUUUCAGACUUCAUAAUGCCAGAAAAUUUCACUCUUGGAAUUCCAGGAUAUUCCUGUGGGAACCCAGUUUCGGUUGCACCAAGUAAGUAUACUUCUGAUGGAGGCCGUCGGUGGACACAAGCUCUUGGAACUUGGAACGUGACAUGUAUCUACUCCCCGUUUCUGGCAUCAACUUCUCCAAAGUGCUGCGUCUCCUUAUCUGCAUUCUACAAUAGGUCAAUUGUUCCCUGUCCCAAGUGCAGCUGCAGCUGCCAAGGAUUACCUGAAGCAAAAUGUGUAAAGUUUGGUGAAACACCAUCGCUGUUGCAAGAACUAGAAGAUCCAAAUCAGGAGCAACCAUCUUUAGUCAGGUGCACGCAGCAUAUGUGCCCAAUACGGGUCCAUUGGCAUGUGAAACGAAGUUACAAAGAAUAUUGGCGGGUCAAGAUAACGGUGAAUAAUCUGCAUAUCAUGAAGAAUUAUAGCCAUUGGAACUUGGUGGCAUCACACCCCAACCUAAAAAGCCUGACACAAGUUUUCAGCUUCAACUAUGAGCCACUUAACCAGUAUGGUUAUAUCAAUGAUACAGGGAUGUUUUGGGGGAUUCAGUACUACAAUGACAUGCUGCUAGAGGAAGGUGAAAGGGGAAAUGUGCAAACUGAAAUGUUGCUUCACAAAGAUCAAGGGGUGUUCACUUUCAGAGAAGGAUGGGCUUUCCCAAGAAGAAUUAUGUUUAAUGGUGAUGAAUGCGUCAUGCCCCCUCCUGAUGAGUACCCAAGGCUGCCUAAUAGUGGACAUAGUGCCAAAUUGAGCCUUUCUGCAAUCUUUGGCUCAUUGUUGCUGCUAAUAAUUCUGUGCUAA